Molecule: messenger RNA, 1393 nt
Organism: Procambarus clarkii (red swamp crayfish)
Lineage: Eukaryota; Metazoa; Arthropoda; Malacostraca; Decapoda; Cambaridae
Source: RefSeq, a predicted model, not a curated record
GGUGUGUGUGUGUGUGUGUGCGUGUGUGUGCGUGCGUGAGUGUGUGUGAAGGUGUAGAGGGGACUGGGCGGAACCGAGGCGGUCACUGUGCUCCUCACCUUCCUUGGGUUAACAUUGAAUGGACUAUUAUCUCAAGAUGGCUUGCCCGAAAUCCGUGCUGGUAACAUUACUUGUGCUCGUAACCACGGUAACAGGCCAGUACCUUCAACCGCAAAACCUAGUCAUCGGUCAAAACACGGGUACUUUCCUCCAGGCUGUACCUGGCAGCCAAGGUCGUCCAAUUACUGUGUUCCAAAACCUCCCUGUGAACAGCCAAACUGGCAUAGGAAAUGCCUUCUUCAGCCAGCCACUUGGAACAGCUCCAGCCACCAGUGGCACCUCUCCUCAGGGAGGCGUUAGCAGUUCGCCUCAAUUUAUCGGUCUUCCUCUGAGCCUUCCAGCUUACCAGAACCAAGCUGGACCCAGUUCUGAUAAUCGCGUCAGUCAAAUAAUUGCCCGUGGACCUGAUGUAGACACUACCCAAAGUUUCAUCGGCGUACCAACUUCUGGUGCCGUGUCUGCACCACACAUUGGAGGUGGUCCAGCUUUUGGUGUUGCCUUUGCCAGCGGUCAAAAUGUUGGCGCAGCUCAAAGCCUUGGUACUGGUGCCGCCUUCGCUCAAGGGUUGGCCAGUGGUCAAACUUCAGGCGCGAGCUUUGCCACCGGUCCUGCUGUUGGCUUUGUUCAAAGCAUCCCUACUCCUUCAGCUGAAGGAGUAAGAUUUUCUCAUGGCAUUGGUAGUCAAAUAAAUGUUAUAACAAGUGACAGGUCUAGCCAGGUUAAUGUUCCUCGUGUAACUAGUAGGCCAGGAGCAAACAUAAUAAGGAAUGUUGGCAGCCCUGAAGUUAGAAGAGUGGACGCAGUCCUCACCCCAACUGUCACCCAAGUUAUCACCAUCGACCGCUGCGUCACUGUCACCGACCAGGCUUUCAACAGCGUGGCCGUGACCCUGACUUCCUUCAGCGUGCAGACUGUCACCGUGGGAACACGAGCGGUGCUGCAGACGCCCGUCGAUGAUCGCGUCGCUCUCCAGACAUCGGUGUUUGUCCGGCCCGGAACCGUAACAUUAACGGAGGUGAAGUCUGACUUCAGGAUCGUGACUGAAACUUCCCUAAGCCACGUGACCCUCGCCCACACGUCCUACGUUAUCAGCCAGUACACCUUCACCACCACGGCCACCCAAGUGUUGACGUACACGGCAACGGUGGUCCACACCAAUAUAAAUACCCACAGAACUACAUUCACGAAUUACCGCACGGUAACUGACACCGUGUACGUCAACAGUGGCUACGGCUAUCGUCAAUGAAAUGUGAUACUGUUUGGUGUGUUUAAACGUCAAUAAACGAUGCCUUUA